AUGCGUGUGAGGAAACGAUACGACCCUCGCAAUGUUUCAACGCUCUUCAAUGUUUCUCUCGAUUACUUUUACCCGACAGUGCCUGAUGAAACCAACAGAGAGGAUGUGUUCGGCGAGACUACUCAGAGGAUGGAUUUCAAUCUUUCUUCGGAUAAAGAUACCUCUUCGGAAUGCAUUUCAAAACAAUUACAACAACUUCACUUCUCAGAGGAGAUACAUGUAAACUAUCAUCAAACUAUUUCAACAAGAGAGCUUUCUUUUGAUGAAUGGAGAUUGAUUGCAAGUUUUCUCACGAGCCGUGCUGCCUUUCAUGGACUUGCGGGUGUCAAUCAAACAGCUAGACUUGCUGUAGUGUCUUGUCAUUUUGUUCAAAACACGUUCGUGGUGCAAUCUUUUGUUCGGGGAUGGAUGGAAACUGAAUCAAGAAGCGCAAUAAGAGAUCAAUUGGUUCCCAUUUACCGACUGAAAAACAUGUUGCAACCCUUGCAUGAUUAUCAUUUACAUGAUUUGACACAUUUUGUUCAUCCUGAUGUCAAGAAGAAAUCACAAAUACCUCAAGAAGAUAGCCCUUCUCAACGCAUUUCACAUUUGCCAAUUCCGAAUUAUUACUCAGCGUCGUGUGUUAAAUAUGCUUGCGAAUCUGGCUUUACUGCUAUGAUUGAUCAAUUACUUGAGAAACCCUUUCUUCUUCGUUUGUCUUCACUGGAUUUGUAUCAAUGGGUGAAAGUUGCUUUAACGAACAAUCAUUACGAUCUUGCAAAGAAGAUUGUUAAAGUUUUCAUGCAACCGAUUGCAUUAGAACCAAAACCAGCGGAGGAAACCAUACAAUUUGAAAGCAUUCUUUCGUCAGAAAAGGCUGAUGCAAUUUUAAAACGAUCCAUAAGAGCAAUCUUUUCUGAGGGCCAUUUCGUUACAUUACUGAAGAAGAAUGAUUUUGAGAAUGCCUUAUUUUUAUUAAGGGAGAUCUUUGCUCUAAACUUACAUGACAUCAAUACUAUUGAGUAUAUCAUGCAUACAACAUUUGAACGUGCAUUGUCUAAUUCUUUUGGUAUUAAUGGUGAACAAAUGAUAUGGCUCUUUGAUGCUAUUUAUGAGAUAGGAAAAACAAACACUCAUAUUUCGAGAAUAGCCCAUAGAUUCAUUCCAAAAUACUCUGAGCUCUAUCACGUAUACAUAACCAAAUUCAACAACCGAGAUGUGAAUGCUGACAAAAAAUACUUUGAAAGCGCUCUCUCUGAAUUACCACCUGGUCGUGAUUGGAAUUUUAUACUCUCAGUCAUUCAGCCUUCAUUCUCUGCAUUUAACACGAUAAUACUAUGCAGUUUGGGAACUAUCCAGAAAUUUGAGCCAUGGUUUAGUAAUACCUAUCCAAACGAGCUAGCCGAAUACUUGUUUGAAAAUAUGUCUAUUUUAGAACAAAAUUAUAUUUAUAUUGCAGCACACAGCCAUGAAAUUCAACAAAUAUUUAACUCACAGACGCAACAAAAACUUGCUUCUUUAUUCCUAUCCCAAGAUCGAUUGAGUUUAAACAAACUCAUAUUCCUGUUGAAAACAUUUGAUUGUUUCUCAGAACUCAUCAAAAUUUUGAUAGAAAAAACCAACAGAGACUUCAUAUUACAACCAAUAUAUAAUUACGUAAUUUCUGAAAUUUCAAAUUCAAAUCUCCACAUGGUGAACGAUUUCAUCUUCGCGAGUGACAUUGGUACUGAGAACGAUAUUAACAGCGUUCAUUGCACCGCAGCAGUUUUGAUGUAUUGUGCAAAAAUUGGCAAGAGACAGUUUUUUGAGUGUAUUGUGGAACAACAAAAGGAUAUCAUUUGUCAGUUUCCUCAAUUCUUACCAAUUAUCUACAACACUGUUGCUGACAUGGUACACGUUGAACAUUCAAACUUGAAGAAAGAAUUUCAUUUGGUUGAUUGCAAGUCUGAUAUUCAUGCCCUCGACAAACAGGCUGUUUUAAAGGAAUAUGGAUUUAGUACCAGUGAUAUUUCAAAACUUAUUGAAAUCUACAUUUCACGGAAUGCACGACUCUCAGAUUUAUUACAUUUUCCUUCCUUCACCAGUGAACACUUGUUUGAAAUACCUCAUUUAUUCAAUCCAAUUAAGUUGGAUAAGAUCAGCGAUUUAUGCAGAGUAUAUGAUUUAUUGAUGACUAAUUUUGAACAAGAACGAAUCAAAAACAAAUUCAAAGAAUUCUUUUGCUAUUUACAUGGAAGACAGAGUUUCAUGACAGAGAAUAGCAAAGUUUUUAACAAGUCGUACAUGACUAUGGUGGAAGCGAUUAUGUAUGACAUAUUGUUCGAUGAAGAGUUUUGCAAUGCCGUGUCCUCGUUUCACAAAUGUUUGAACGAAAUUUCUUCGAACAGCCACAGCGACAACGACGUUACUCGAUCAGAAAUGAACCACUUCUCAAAACUUCUCAAGAAAGAAAGUUCAGACCAGUUAAUGGAACCAUUGUCAUUUAAACUUUCUGAUAAUGAGAGAUUAAUACAAGUCUUAAAAUCAAAAGCUGAGAAUCAUCCUUUAGAAAUCAAGCCGUCAAACUUUACAGUGUGGAAAGCAUUCAUUCAACAAUUUUCGAAUCCUGACAUUUUGGCCCAAGUGAAUCAGCUUUUGGAUAAGCUGGAACCUACUGAAAAAGAUCCUUUCUCGAUUCUCAAUACUCCACUUCAUGCCACACAACAUGGAAUUCCUUCUCGAGUUCUCUUUACUUUUGGCUUGUCUUGUGCAUCACCUGUUCCUAAUCCAUUUCAGACAACAACCAAUUCAUUUCACUAUCACUCCAGAUCAGUUUCUCAACGAAAAAAUCAACGUUGA
This is a messenger RNA of Naegleria fowleri, 2817 nucleotides long. RefSeq lists its product as uncharacterized. The record is from RefSeq and is a predicted model, not a curated record. The transcript has 3 exons. Bases 1 to 2817 code for a protein of 938 amino acids. Lineage: Eukaryota; Heterolobosea; Eutetramitea; Acrasida; Naegleriidae.